Debaryomyces tyrocola is the source of this 3015-nucleotide messenger RNA. The record is from the annotation of a GenBank genome assembly. NCBI's taxonomy places the organism in Eukaryota, Fungi, Ascomycota, Pichiomycetes, Serinales, Debaryomycetaceae.
AUGACUUCAACGGGAUUACCAUCCGCUAUCCGUAUUCAGUCACAAACUAGUAACUCCACACCAUCGGAGAUUCCACAAAUUCCUAGGUUGAUUCGGUUAGAUAAUGCAGAUAUGAGUGUAAUAGACAAAAAUAAAGAAAUAUCAAGCAAUAAAAGUGAGUCUAAAAUGGGGACAGGGCCGACGGAAGGUAAGCCAGUGCCGGCAUUGGCUCGGAUGAGUAAGCGAUCGUCGUCUUCAUCAAACGAUCUUCUAUAUGAAAGAGAUAGAUUCAAGGCGAGGCUUCAGACGCUCAAUACAAAGGGAAAUAAUAUACAGAAGGCUAAUGGAAAGAAUGAGGUUAUAGAUUCCGAUAAUUGUACUGUUGUGGACGAGAACUGUGAAGUGUGCGAUGGACUAAUAGGGACCAAGACGACCAAGUUGAAUGUGGAGUCGGACCAUGAAUGCAUAAAACAGUGUACGAUAGAAGAAGGCAUUUCUCCACUAGAUAGUGGGUCGAAGUUUUACAAGGAGGAUUUGAAGGUAGUGCAGCCGUUUAAGGAGAUCAAUACACGAAUUCUGGUGAAAUCAAUAACAUACGAGCAGCUACAAUAUGUAUUCAAUUGGUACUUCAAUAGGCCGCUUCCGCCCACAAAGGACAUGUUUCCUUGGCUCCAUGGAAUCCACAAGGAGAAUUUUGCCCAAAGACAAUAUUUUAUCCAGCAAACUAGCUAUUCAUUGAAUAAUUUUGAUCAAUCGAGGCCAGUAAGUGCAAGGUUUUUAAUGUGUGUAAAUUCCUCGUCAAAUAGCUUAUCGGGCCAGCCAUUGCUUAAAAAUACGGUUAAACUCAAUGAAAUAUUACAACCCAUUGACAUCUCGAAGGCAGAGGUAUCAGACUUAAUAUACGAUAUUGUUAGCAAGAUAUUUGAAAAUGAGGACCUACCAACUCUAAAUGAGGUAUUAGGUGUAUUUUUCGACGACUGUAUAAGUAUUGGUCAUCUCCCAUUCUUUCUUGAUUUGGACCCCGAUUCAGGUGUAUCAUUAAGGAAUUUUCAUAUUCAAGUAGCCAAGCUGGCUCUUUGCUCUGAUUUCGUUGUAUACUGCUUUCAUCAGAAUCACAGUACUUAUAGUUGUCGAUGUGGUGCUAUAGCUCGUAUCGUAUGGCUUACUCAAAUAUAUAGUGCUUAUCGUGAAGGCCAAGAAAGCUCGAGAUAUAAUGUUUUUGUUCCUGAUGAUAUACAAUUCUUAGACAACAUAUUACGGAACCAAAACGAGUAUACAAAAUUUGAAGGCUUAUUUACAUUCAAACCUAAUAAUUCAGUCCUAGCAUCCUCCCUAGACUCAAAUAAAAAGACGCAGAUAAGCUUGAAAUUGGAUGCAUUCAAAUCUAAUACAUUGUCAAUUUGGGAUAAUGAUUAUCAGAUUAAGGAAAAAAUCGAAACCACCAGAAUGUCUGCUGCUACUAAGAUAAAUAAGAAUGUUUGGGUUGGUAACAUAUGGGACCAUCAAAUAAUGCUAAUCAAUUUACUGAGAAAUUCAGGGAAUUUAGAAGUUACAUUCGAUACUUCAGAUAAAGUUAAAGAUUUAUAUUGCGACCCUCAUAAUUCGAUAAUUACGAAGGAGACAGCUAACUCCAAUGAUAUAUUUACCUAUUUACCACAUCCAAAGGCGAAUUGGCGUUUAUUUAUACACUGUCAUAAUGAUGCUUCUUUUCCAGAUCUACCAACACUUUCCUCGUUACUAUUCAAAUAUACCAUUUCAACUCAUCACUCAACUGAUCAAGAGUUUCAUACUUUGGAGUUCCCACCAUCUGGAUCAAUAGGACUUGGAGAUUGUCGUAAAGAGGCGUUGAUGGCGAUUGUGAAUACCUGUAAAUUACUUUACUUAUAUUCAUCCUCAACAUCAUAUGAUAGAGAUGUGUUAAGCUCAUUAAUUUAUUGCUCAGAUGGGUAUACAGAACUGUCAUUAUUAGUCUUGUGCUAUUUAAUGUAUUCAAAGAAUAUUGAGCUAGACCAAGCAAUGCUUGAUUUGCACUUAGAUUACGGCCGGCCGUUUUAUAUUUUUAAUACUGAUGUUACAAUUUUGAAGAAAUUACAAAUUAUUUUGAAUAAAUUCUCUCCACAAACGUUGGGAAGCUCAAUAAAUUGGCGAGAAUUAGAAACCAUAACGAACCAAGAGCUUAAUGAAUUAUUUUUACCACAGAUGUCUAGUUCGAUACCUAACCAAUCCAUUGCCAAGAACUUAAAACUAGGUUAUAUCGUGAAUGAAUCGGACUCGGAUUCUAGUUCAGAUGAGGCCAAUGAUGAUUCUGACUGGGAUGAUGAAUUCUGCUCCCCUACAGAUUGGGUUAAGGAUGUCGAAGGUUCAAUACCAUCGCGAAUCAUGCCAUAUUUAUAUUUGGGAUCGUUGAAGCAUGCAAACAGUUUGCCUUUGCUUUCCAAGUUGGGAAUUAAGAAAGUCAUAUCGGUCGGCGAACCAUUAUACUGGCUUAACGGCUAUAUGUUUCAAAAGAAUAACAAUGUCUCUAUUGAUGAAUUGGAUGGUGGCAAUAUUGAGGUGUAUAAUAUAACACCAUCGAAUUCUAAGUCCAACGCUUGUUGUGUCGAAACCGUAUUGAAGGUUAAUAACUUACAGGAUGAUGGUAUUGAUGAAUUAUCUGCUUCCUUACCCAGUGUUCUCAAGUAUAUCGAUAAUGAGUACAAAAAGUCAAACGGAGAGACUAAAAUUUUGGUCCAUUGUCGUGUUGGUGUUUCCAGAUCUGCCACCGUAGUGAUUGCCGAGGUGAUGAAGAGAUUAAAUAUUACUUUACCAAAAGCGUACCUUUACGUAAGAGUCCGUCGCUUGAAUAUCAUAGUUCAACCCAACUUACGGUUUAUGUAUGAGUUAUUCAAGUGGGAGGAAGGAGAAAAGAGAAAAUUAUUACAGAACGAUGAGUCUGAUGCCAGUGACAAAAAGACACAAGAUACCUUACGUGAAAUAGAUUGGUUUGUUAUGUGUCGUGAAAUAAUGAAUUUAAAUCUCCCUUAUUUAGUGAAGUGA